AUGGCGUCCUACAUGACAGGCAGUGAGGCGUUUACACGUGAAAAUCAGCAAGCUGUCUCCGAACCACAAUCAGCAUGGGCCGACAAGUAUCGCGGGGCAACCAUUGAGGACCUCGACCCACCCCAAGCCCUUUCUGUCUCCCCCGAAAGCCCUAUCUCCGCCGCUCUCAUGGCCGCCUAUGAACGCGACUACACUCAUCUCACCGUCAUCUCCGCCCAGCGAUCCCUCCUCGGAUACCUGAGCAUCCCCCGACUGAAGGAGCUGAUCCAGACCAGCUCUGUCAAGGACUCCGAUCCCGUAUCUGCUGCCAUGCAGCGCUUCAAUCGCAAGCGCGGCAUCUACAAGGUCAUCACCAUGGAGACACCCCUGGAGGAGUUGGAGCAGUUUUUCGAGAGCGAAACUGGUGCCAAUGGCGAGAAGCGGGAGAAGCACCCAUUCGCCGUGGUCACCGAUGUAUCGCGUAAGUUUGUUCUGGGUGUUGCUACAAAGGCAGACCUGGAAGAGUUUGUGAAGCGACGACCUUGA
Messenger RNA from Penicillium verhagenii, 525 nucleotides. Its product is annotated as putative cystathionine beta-synthase (beta-thionase). The transcript is spliced from 2 exons. The record is from RefSeq and is a predicted model, not a curated record. NCBI's taxonomy places the organism in Eukaryota, Fungi, Ascomycota, Eurotiomycetes, Eurotiales, Aspergillaceae. The coding region runs from base 1 to 525 and encodes 174 amino acids.